This is a messenger RNA of Alligator sinensis (Chinese alligator), 2107 nucleotides long. It is a transcript of the gene DDX59, whose product is annotated as DEAD-box helicase 59. Bases 83 to 2020 code for a protein of 645 amino acids. The record is from RefSeq and is a predicted model, not a curated record. The transcript has 8 exons. NCBI's taxonomy places the organism in Eukaryota, Metazoa, Chordata, Crocodylia, Alligatoridae. Gene Ontology annotation, molecular function: nucleic acid binding; RNA helicase activity; ATP binding.
GCCAUUUUCUCAGCCGAGCGCGGGGCGGCGGACGCUCCCGGUACGUUACGUGACGUUGCGUUUCCCAGCAACCGCCCCCUGCAUGCGGAGCGUCCCCGGGGCACGCUGCUGCCUCCGCGGUGCGGACUAUAGAACAAUGUUUGUGCCAAGGUCUCUUAAAGUCAAGAGGAAUGCUGACGAUGACAAAAGCUGUACUGCUAAGAAAAAUAAGUCCUCAUCUGGAGAGCCCUCCUUAGAGGAGGUUACAGACUUUAGUGAUGUUAAGUCAGCUAUUAAAGGAACUUCUGCUUGUGGACAUCAUGUAUGUAAAACAGUAGAAGAAUGCGCAAAGCCACAUGUAUCUCCAUGUUCAGACUUUCACCUUGCUGAUGCAUCUUUGGGAGGAGACAACCAAAAUGCUGAUGGAGACAGCUCUAAUGUGGAAGAACCCAUAAAAUCUUUUAGCAAAUUUCAGCGUUGGGCAGAACCUGGAGAACCCAUAUGUAUUGUUUGUGGUCGGUAUGGGGAAUAUAUUUGUGAUAAAACAGAUGAAGAUGUUUGUAGCUUGGAAUGCAAAGCCAAAAACCUUUUGCACGUUAAGGAAAAAGAAGAAUGGUUAAAAUCUGAUGGGGUUAUGAAACCUGAAUCUCAAAAAGAAACUUUGCUUGACAUCCCUUAUGUCUAUAAAGAACAUCCCUUUAUUUUAAGUCUACAAGAGGACCAAAUUGAGAACCUUAAAUUGCAGUUAGGUAUUGCUGUUCAGGGUCAAGGCGUUCCAAGACCUAUUAUAGAGUUUGAACACUGUGGUUUUCCUGAAAUUUUAAACUAUAAUUUAAAGAAUUCAGGCUAUGAAGUUCCAACACCUAUCCAGAUGCAGAUGAUUCCUGUUGGACUAUCGGGAAGGGAUAUUGUGGCCAGUGCAGACACAGGAUCAGGAAAAACAGCGGCCUUCCUGCUUCCAGUUAUUAUUAAAGCUUUGGAAGAGAUUAAAACACCAUCUGCACUUAUUCUGACACCUACAAGAGAGCUAGCAGUUCAGAUAGAGAAACAAACCAAGGAGCUGAUGACAGGUCUGCCAAACAUGAGGACAGUUCUCUUGGUUGGAGGUUUACCGUUACCGCCCCAGCUUCAUCGCCUUAAACAAAGUGUUAAGGUUAUAAUAGCAACACCUGGAAGACUCUUAGAUAUUUUAAAACAAAGCUGUGUUCAGCUCCAUGAUAUAAAAAUCGUAGUUGUGGAUGAAGCUGAUACCAUGUUAAAGAUGGGUUUCCAGCAGCAGGUGCUGGAUAUUUUGGAAAACACCUCCACUGAUCGCCAGACCAUACUGGUUUCGGCCACAAUUCCAGUAGGUAUUGAACAGUUGGCAAAUCAGCUUCUUCAGCAUCCUGUGAGAAUAACUAUUGGAGAAAAGAACCUGCCAUGUGCCAAUGUUCGACAGAUUAUCUUGUGGGUAGAAGAACCAUCUAAGAAGAAAAAACUAUUUGAAAUAUUAAAUGAUCAGAAACUCUUCAAGCCUCCUGUGUUGGUAUUUGUAGACUGCAAGUUAGGAGCAGAUCUGCUGAGUGAUGCUGUUCAUAAAAUCACAGGGUUGCAGUCCAUAUCCAUACAUUCGGAUAAGUCCCAAACCGAAAGAACUACUAUACUGCAGGGAUUAUUUCAAGCGAAGUAUGAAGUUGUAGUAAGCACUGGAGUCCUUGGAAGAGGGCUUGAUCUUGUCAAUGUCAAACUGGUAGUAAAUUUUGAUAUGCCCUCGAGUAUGGAUGAAUAUGUGCAUCAGGUUGGAAGAGCAGGGAGAUUGGGUCACAAUGGAACAGCGAUUACUUUUAUAAAUAACAACAGUAAGAAGCUUUUCUGGGAUGUUGUGAAGAGAGUAAAACCAACUGGAACCAUUCUUCCUCCACAGUUGCUAAAUUCCCCUUAUCUUCAUGACCAAAAGAGAAGAGAACAACAGAGAAUUAAACAGUUACAGAACAGUGUUGUAACAGGUGAAAAUCUUAUGGACAUUAUUAGGAAACAUGACAAAAGUAAUCCCCAGAAGUGAUUAAUGUGACUAUUUAUUACUAAAAAUUAAUUUUGUGUAAUUAUAAUUAAAGUUCUGUAUUUCAGUAAAAAAUUAAAUGUUUAUUUA